AUGGCAGUCGUACACCGAACUCAACGCUUCAAACAUCGGAAGGCGUUUGCUGCAAGGAAAGAGGAGUCUACGUUCAUUCGGUCCAAAUAUCCCCAGAAGAUACCGGUUAUUGUGGAACGAUAUCCUGGCGAGAAACACCUGAAACAGUUGGAUAAAACCAAAUUCCUGGUUCCUCAAGAUGUAAUCGUGAGCCACUUCAUUACCAUCAUCAGGAACCGUCUAGCUCUAACACCUAAUCAAGCAUUUUACCUGGUGGUGAAGAAUAAGAGUCUCUCCAAUAUGUAUGCCACCAUUGCUGAACUGGACCAAGAAUACAUGGAUUCUGAUGGUUUCUUGUACAUCUCCUAUGCAUCCCAGGAAAUGUUUGGUAAAAUUACAGCA
Messenger RNA from Hemiscyllium ocellatum (epaulette shark), 381 nucleotides. RefSeq names its product microtubule-associated proteins 1A/1B light chain 3C-like. The record is from RefSeq and is a predicted model, not a curated record. Gene Ontology annotation, cellular component: cytosol; autophagosome; autophagosome membrane. NCBI's taxonomy places the organism in Eukaryota, Metazoa, Chordata, Chondrichthyes, Orectolobiformes, Hemiscylliidae. The annotation marks the transcript as partial. The transcript is spliced from 5 exons. Gene Ontology annotation, biological process: cellular response to nitrogen starvation; autophagosome assembly; autophagy of mitochondrion. Gene Ontology annotation, molecular function: ubiquitin protein ligase binding.